AUGGGCGUCUUAAACGCAUUCGUUGCCAUCUCCAGCUUGGCUGCCUUGGCCUGCGGCCAGGUCACGGUCGACACCAGCACGAAGCUGCAGACCAUCGACGGCUUCGGCUUCUCGCAGGCCUUUGGACGGGCCAGAGAGUUCCAGAACGCACCCAAGGCCCUCCAGCAGGAGGCCCUCGACCUGCUCUUCAGCACUACCAAGGGCGCCGGCUUCAGCAUCAUCCGGAACCGCAUCGGCUCCGGCGGCAAAGGCGACAGCAUCCUCCCCACGAGCCCCGGCUCCCCUUCGGGCAAGCCCUCGUACGUCUGGGACAACGACGACCGUGGCCAGGUUUGGUUCACCAAGCAGGCCGUGAGCUAUGGUGUCAAGCAGAUCUAUGCCGACGCCUGGAGCGCCCCUGGCUUCAUGAAGACGAGUGGGAACGAGGCAACCCCCGGAUAUCUUUGUGGCACGACUGGCCACAGUUGCGCCUCUGGCGACUGGAGACAGCCGUACGCCGACUUCCUCGCGCAAUACAUCAAGUACUACCAGCAAUCCGGGCUCAACGUAACCCACGUCGGUUUUCUGAACGAACCUGACUACACUUACUCCCAGAUGCAGAUCAGCUUCAACGGCCAGGAGGCCAUCUCCUUCAUCCCGACGCUGCAUAAGACGCUCCAGGCCGCCGGCCUCAAGACCAAGAUCACCUGCUGCGACGCCGUCGGCUGGGGUUCCACCGUCAAGUACACCAACGCCCUCGUCCCCGCCGGCAUGGAGCAGUACCUGGGCCUCAUCACCUCCCACACCUACUCGGGCGACGCCAACAGCGUCCUGAACACCAAGCUCCCGACCUGGGUCACCGAGUCCGGCAUCACCAAGCCCUUCGACACGACGUGGUACAAGAACGGCGGCCCGACCGAGGGCAUGACGUGGGCCAACAAGAUCGCCGUCGGCAUCGUCAACGCCCGCCUGUCCGCCUACCUCUACUGGGAGGGGUUCGAACUGAGCCAGCUCAGCUCCGACAGCCACCUCGUCGACACGCUCGACGGCAAGACCGCCACGCCCUCGUCCAACUUCUGGGCCUUCGCCAUGUGGUCGCGGCACAUCCGCCCCGGGGCCCAGCGUCUGGCGACGUCCGGGACCAUCGCCGACGUGAUCACCGCCGCCGUCCGCAACACAGACGGCUCCGUCGUCCUCGUCUUCACCAACAACGGCGGCGCGGCCAAGUCCGCGUCGGUCUCCUUCAAGGGGUACGCCCCCAAGACCGCGGCGGCGUAUGUCACCGACAACAGCCGCACGUUCGCCGCCGCGCAGUCCACCAUCUCGGGCUCGGCUGUCUCCGUCUCGGUCCCCAGCAAGGGCGUCGUCACUGUGAAGCUCACGUGA
This is a messenger RNA of Colletotrichum higginsianum IMI 349063, 1365 nucleotides long. Its product is annotated as Cellulosome enzyme. NCBI's taxonomy places the organism in Eukaryota, Fungi, Ascomycota, Sordariomycetes, Glomerellales, Glomerellaceae. The coding region runs from base 1 to 1365 and encodes 454 amino acids. Gene Ontology annotation, molecular function: hydrolase activity, hydrolyzing O-glycosyl compounds. The record is from RefSeq and is a predicted model, not a curated record. The transcript has 3 exons.